Messenger RNA from Entrophospora sp. SA101, 750 nucleotides. The record is from the annotation of a GenBank genome assembly. NCBI's taxonomy places the organism in Eukaryota, Fungi, Glomeromycota, Glomeromycetes, Entrophosporales, Entrophosporaceae.
AUGUUAAAAGAUAGAGCUCAAAGAGAUUUUGAUUGUGAAAAAGAAAUAUCAAAUGUUAGGAAGAAGUUAGAAGAAAUCGAUAGCGAAGUUAAACGUUUAACAUCUAAAGUUAUACAAGACCAACAAACAUAUUCAACAAUUCAACAAGAUAUUACAGCAAUCAACACUCAAAUACCAUCUUUAGAAGAACAAAAAAAAUUAGCAGUUUCUGAUGAACGUCAAAAAUAUUUAGAAUUAAAACGUUCAAGUUUAGGAAUUGAUCAAGAAAAUUUGAGAAAAGCAAGAGAAAAUUUGGAACAUUACAAUUUAGAGUUGGUUGAAAUCGAGGAAAAAAUUGGAUCUGAGUUACGUGAGGAAUUACAAGAAAUAUUGCUACAACUUCGAUCAAAAUAUGAUUUAUCAGUAGAAAAAAAUUUGACAAUAUUACAAGAACUAUUAAAACAUGAAAUCAAAGGAAUAGAAUAUCGUAUUGAAAAUAUUAAAUUAAGGUGUGGUGGUGGUGUAUUGUUGAGUGAUAAACAAGGUGGCGUGGAGGAUAAAGGAGAUUUAUCGAAAGAAAAUAAAUUAAUGAACAAUCAUCAAAAUCAAAAUAAUUUGGAAAAUUCAUUGAAUAAUAAAGUUGUUAAUGAUGAUGAUAAAGUUCGUCUUGAAGAGUUGGAAAAAAGAUUACAAGAGGCCGUGGGUCAUGAAGAUUAUCAUCUUGCAGAUCAAAUACAAAAUGAGAUUGGGAAAAUUCACGAGAACAUUUAA